AUGAUCAUCAAAUUGUCUGCUAUUUUGCCUCUGUCUUUCAUGGCAAUAUGUGGCUCUAUGGCAAGCAUGUCAUUUCAAAAUCCCGUCAUUUUCAAUGAUCUGGCGGAUAUCGACAUCUUCCGUGUAAACGAGACUUUCUACUAUUCUGCAUCAAGCAUGCAUUUCUCUCCUGGUGCUCCAAUCUUGGAGUCUCAGGAUCUCGUCAAUUGGAAAUACCUCGGCCAUUCGGUGCCUUCACUAGACUUCAAUAGCCCAGCAUACAAUCUGGAGGAUGGCAUGCGAGCUUAUGCGCGGGGAGUUUGGGCUUCAACGAUGCGCUUCCGGCAAAGUAAUAAGUUAUGGUACUGGAUUGGUUGUGUCGAUUUCAAUGCGACAUACAUCUAUACCAGUUCCGCGGCAACCGGUCCAUGGGAGAAAAAAUCCGUACUUGACGGUACUUGUCUCUACGACUGCGGCCUGUUGAUUGAUGAUGACGACGCUAUGUAUGUCACGCAUGGCUCGACAGUCCUUAGCCUUACUCAACUUACUUCUGAUGGCCUUGACUUGGAAAAAACGCAAAUCAUCUACAAUUCCACCGUUGGUUAUGUCGAGGGCUCCCGCAUGUACAAGCGCAACAGCUCUUAUUAUGUUAUCACAGUUCAACCGGUUAACGGGCAGUUCGUCCUGAAAUCGGAUAAUGGACCUUGGGGCCCUUAUGAUUUCGGUGUUAUUCUCAACAAUACCUCCCCACCGACAGCAUUGAAAGGUGCUGACACGCCUCAUCAGGGUGCUUUGGUUGAUACCCCAGAUGGCCAUUGGCAUUACAUGGCUUUUGUGGAUGUAAAUGGGGACAGUACUGGUCGUGUUCCUGUGCUGUCUUCAUUGAACUGGGAUGACAAUGGAUGGCCGGUUUUGACCCUGGAUGAAGGCAACACCUGGCCCCAGAGUCUCCCAUACCCGGUUCACUCAGGCGCAAAGACUGUCAAUUCAGACUCUUCUCUUCAGGGAAAAGAUACUUUUGCUACUGCAAAGCUCGGCAGCCAAUGGGAAUGGAAUCAUAAUCCCGAUCUGAAACGCGUUACCGUGACUCCGGGUGAAGUCCGUCUUUCUACGGCGACAGUGUCAAAGUUGGACGACAUUUACCAAGCACGCAAUACAUUGACCCGUCGGGUCUUGGGACCAGCUUCCCAAGCCACCAUUCUACUAGACUACGCGAAGAUGGCUGACGGUGACCGAGCUGGUCUAGCAUUGUUCCGAGACAGCUCAGCAUGGAUCGGGAUCCGAAAGGAUGGAAAGACUUCCACAAUUGUGAUGCGCAGCAAUAUGACUAUGAAUUCAACAGAUAGUUGGUCAACCGUCGGGUAUGGCACUGACGUGGCUAGCACUCAGCUACAUCAGGCUGGCAACAAUCGGAAGAUAUUCCUAAGGAUUGCGGGAGAUUUUAGUUCAUCGGGAACGAGGCAGGCACAGUUCUCAUACAGUACAGAUGGCACACAUUUUACCGUUCUGGGACAGAACUUUACCAUGGCCAAUGACUGGCAGUUCUUCCAGGCCUACCGGUUCGCUAUUUUCAAUUAUGCCACUAAGGCUCUUGGAGGAAGUGUGGGAUUGAAAGAGUUUGAUCUAUCCUCUGUCUCUGUGUGA
Messenger RNA from Penicillium subrubescens, 1623 nucleotides. Its product is annotated as glycoside hydrolase family 43 protein. Bases 1 to 1623 code for a protein of 540 amino acids. Gene Ontology annotation, biological process: carbohydrate metabolic process. Gene Ontology annotation, molecular function: hydrolase activity, hydrolyzing O-glycosyl compounds. The transcript has a single exon. NCBI's taxonomy places the organism in Eukaryota, Fungi, Ascomycota, Eurotiomycetes, Eurotiales, Aspergillaceae. The record is from RefSeq and is a predicted model, not a curated record.